UCCUCCAAGAACACUAUUAUUUCCCAAAUCGUCAAAGCGAUAACCAAUGGCAAUGGCGGUGGAGGAGAGCACCGCGCCGGCGCGCUUCUCGCCCUCGUCGCCUCCCACAGUCGGGACGCUCCUCACCAGGGCCUCCGCCGCUGGCCCGCCCCGCGGCCGCGAUUGCUCCUCGCCGCGCUCGCUGCUGUCGCGCAUCCUCCACAGGGGCCGUCGCGGCGGCGGCGGGUUCGGGUGCCGCCUGCGCCUCUUCCCACGCUACUGCUCCAGCGUCGCGGCGGCCAAGGAGGACGCCCACGCCACCGCGAAUGAGGAACAUUUAAGGGAGGCGGCCGCGCCCAAGGUGGUGGGAGACCAACUGGCGCUUCGCGAGUCGCCUAGGAGUUCUCUUGCUGGGAAGAAGGCCACGGCGGCGGAGGACGCGCUGCCGGCGAGCCUGGGUCUGGGCGCGAGCCUGGUCCUGCUGCUCUCCAAGAGCGCCGCGGAGCUGAGCAGGAUGGCCGAGCUGCGCGCCCAGAUGGAGCGGCUGAUGCUGGACGUCAGGGCCGACGCGCGGAGCUGCAACGGCCGCCCCAGCGGGUCCGAAGGCCACACCGACGGCGCCAGUGUCGUCAAGGGGCCCUUCGUCCGCGCCGGCGACGAUGAGGGCGCCGUGCCCCAGUCCGCGCCGGCGAGCCGCGGGACGAGCGAAAACGCGGGGCACCGUGACAUGGACCGGAUGGAAGCCGAGCUUGAGGCGGAGCUGUCGCGCUUGCAGCAAGCAUCGAGCGAUGAGGAGCACGCGAGUCCUUGGCGUGAUCGUGAACUCGAGACGGAGGCCAAGAGCAGUGCCUCUUCGAGGAGCCACUCGGCGAUCUGCUCCGGCUCUGACGACGACGGUGUCGAUGAGGACGGAGCAACGGACAGCGACAGCGACGGGAACCAAGACAACGACAACGAGGAGGAGGACGAGCUCGACGCUGAGAGCAACGGGAAGAGCCCGCCUCACGGCGGCGUGUCGGCACGCGAGCUGGAGCGGAGGCUGCACGCGCUCCUGCAAUCGCGACACGAGGCGCGGAUCGCGGAGCUGGAGUCGGCGCUGGAGCGCGCGCGGCGGAAGCUGCGGGAGACGGAGCGCGAGGCGUCCCGGUGGCGCGACACCGCCAAGCUCGCCACCCGCUUCACCGACGAGUCGAGGCUCAGGUAGAACGAGGACAAGAAGAACCCGCCCCAUCUCGCACGCCCGUGCCGUGCGCACGGAUCGCUUCUCUCGAUGCCUGUAUUGUAUUGUAGUCCAUUACGCAUCCCGCGAGAAAUUUCA
Messenger RNA from Setaria italica (foxtail millet), 1297 nucleotides. Its product is annotated as protein POLAR LOCALIZATION DURING ASYMMETRIC DIVISION AND REDISTRIBUTION. The transcript is spliced from 3 exons. The record is from RefSeq and is a predicted model, not a curated record. Bases 47 to 1183 code for a protein of 378 amino acids. Gene Ontology annotation, biological process: asymmetric cell division. Lineage: Eukaryota; Viridiplantae; Streptophyta; Magnoliopsida; Poales; Poaceae.